CAAUUCCAAAAGCACUGACGUCACGCAUUUGCGACCAAUGAGGUUGAAGGCGACCAUCGGCGCAGCACAUUUGAAUUAGUGUAGAGCUAGCAAAAAAAAAAAAAAAAUUAAAAAAGAAAAAGAACAUACGGCAUUAUUUUUGUGAGCAGUCGUUGAACCAAAACAACAAGGUUGAAAGGAGAAGCGGCAGGGAGAUGGAGCGUCGCCCUAACAGCAAUGCGAUUUCUCUGCUGGACGAGAAGUUCGACUUCGAUGUGACUCUGUCACCUGACGGCUCUACGUGUGAUGAAGAACAGGAUGAGGUGUUUUUGGAGCCAUCUCACCAUCCGGUCUCCCACCUGGAGGAAGGGGCGGACGGCGCGGGGACCGGCUGGAGUCCGAUUUCCGGGGACCAGCUGGACGCCGUCUGCCAGGAAGCCAAGCAAUUAGCCGAUCAGCUGCGGCGCGGCAAGUGGCGCCGCGCAAAGGACGAGGCCGCCGACCCGGCGACCGCCUCCCCGGCCCGGCAGGACGGGGAGCGCUUCGUCCGGGACAACGCCGCCAAGCUGGUUGUGCUGGGGUCGGCCCCCGACCCGUGCAGCCCCGUCAAACGUCGCACCUUCCUGGUGCAGGACAGCCCCAUGAAGGACCUGCCCCCGGCCGUGCGGGAUCGCGUGCAGAGAGCCCGUCUGGGACCCUCCGCCGCCCCGCCCGCUCGCCUCUCCGCUCGACUCGGCACCUCCAGCCCGGGCGGCGGCGUCAAGACCAGCGCGGCGCUCCGGGGGAAAACGGGCCUGGGGGCCAUCCUGCCCAGCAAGCCGGCCGCUCCCAGGACUUCCUCUUCAGCCAGCAAAGGCGUCGCCCCCCAGAAAGUUCGAGUGCCCAAGCAUGGCAAAGCGCCGUCGGGUUGUAAACAGAGUCCGAGUUCCGAUCUCGCCAGCCGGGCCAAGUCCUGCGAGGAUAUCGUGUCGGAUUCCGCCAGCGUGGCCUCCGAUGUCAGUGACUCGUCCCUCAACUCCAGCGUCGCGGGGAAGAAGCGCAUGCUGGCUCCGCCCACCAAGGUGGUGAGGCGGAGGUCCGGUGUGAAGGCCACGCCUCUUCAGAGUGGGAAGACAACAGAAAGACGCAACACGUCCUCGUCAUCAUCCUCCGUGUCCAGCUUCAACUCCAGCCUGUCCCUGUCGCCGGCUACAGGCAAGCUGAACUCUGCGAACCGCGGCGUGAGCCCCUCCAGCGGCCCAGUUCUUUCCGGCAACGUCGGGCGACCCGUGAAUCCAAAGAAACGUCCCUCCGGAAGCGCCGUCGUCGGAAGGACCGCGGCGUCGGCGUCGCCGUCUUCCUCCGUCGCCGCCGGCCGCACGCUAGCCGGCCCAGCCAGGAAGUUGUCAGAGCCUGGCAAGGCCGCGAGGACCACGCCGCAACACCACACCACACCCGCAAGAAGAACCUUGGACAAGACUUCUCCGGCCACUGCGUCUGCUCAAAUUCAAAGUGGAGUGAAGGCAAAAAGCAAAGCUGCUGCUGCUGCUGCUGCAGCAGUAGGCCAGACACCGGCGACCAGCAAAGGAGCACCGGGACAAGGUUUUUGUUCUCCAGAUGUUUCCAUGGUGCCCAAACCAAAGAGACUCACGUCAGUGGCUGUGGACAGCCUCCCUCGAAAACCUUGCGGCGCACCGACGCCCUCCGCAGGGGUAAGCAGGCCUCCGCGUUUGUGUUCCCAGCGUCCUUCCGCUCUCCCCACGCCGCUCAGACGCCGGGCGUCGGGCAUCCCCACGCCGACGUCAACCGGCCUCACCGGGACCUCCAGACCCUCCGGAACGUCGGCCGCCUCGGUCUCGGACUGCUCGAGCAGGACGUGGCUGAGUCCUGCUGCAGCGGAUUCUAACAGAGUGGAGCCGGUCCACAUUCAGCCUUUCUGCCUGGAGGACGAGGAGCGUCCCGUCGACGGCAGCCAAUCGGAGAGCGAGGAGCCGCCCGGUCGCGGCCAGUCGGAACCCGUCGAAGUUCCCAUCCAGACCGAGGUCCUCCUGCUGGACCUUCCUGCUCCGUCGCCCCCAGCUCACGAGAAACUGCUCAUAGACCUGAUCAACACUCCAGACUUGAUCCGCAACAGAACCAAGAACUGUGCCGCUGUGCAGCAUUUGAUCGACUUAAGUUCGCCGCUCAUCAAGUGGAGUCCGGAAGACAAGAAGGAGAACGGUGCCUUGCUCAUCAACUUAUCCUUCUGAAAUUGCCGCGUGAAAACAAGGAAUGCUUCCUGUUUGUCAUUUUAUUCGUGUCGCUGCUCUUAAGAAUUCAUAUUGAAAUAAAUGGACAUGUAAUAUA
Syngnathoides biaculeatus (alligator pipefish) is the source of this 2304-nucleotide messenger RNA. RefSeq names its product G-2 and S-phase expressed 1 (gene gtse1). The coding region runs from base 195 to 2207 and encodes 670 amino acids. Gene Ontology annotation, cellular component: cytoplasmic microtubule; microtubule cytoskeleton. The record is from RefSeq and is a predicted model, not a curated record. The transcript has 12 exons. Gene Ontology annotation, molecular function: microtubule binding. Lineage: Eukaryota; Metazoa; Chordata; Actinopteri; Syngnathiformes; Syngnathidae.